GGCAUUUCCAUUUGCACCGUUUGUUGUAAAUCCGCUGUAAAACCCACCAAGAUGUUCCAAGCCAAAUCCGUUUGCCUCCUGCUCGCCCUCUGCCUUUUGGCCAUGUUCUUGGCCGGAUGCGAGGCACGCCCACAGGAGGGUCGGGAGGAGGGCGGCGACCAGGAGGUGAAUGUGGAGGCCGAGGAGAAGGAUCUCGAGGGAGCCGCUUCAUUUGGAUACGGAUACUACUCAUCGCCCUACCUGGGCGGCUACUACGGUGGAUAUUGGCCGCAUUACAGCGGCAGUUACUAUGGAAUUGGUUAUCCUUACUACGGAGGCUAUGGAGGAUACUACGGACACCAUCACCACGGACACUAUGGACACUACUUCUAGGAAGGAUUCUUCAGCCCUCUCUUACAAAUAACAAUAGUUUCAGCCUCAGUAGAACUUUAUCAGCACCAGACGUCUACCAGCACUAGCUCGAAUAGAAGAAAUUAAGUAGAGAUUUAGAAGUCGAAAAAAAUUAGCAUUAAUAGCCAGCACUAGCCUCAAUAGCCAGACGAUGCGUUCUUGACCGGAUGGCGAACAGAUUAACUGCACUGCCCCAUUGCGCGAGGAUAAUUGCUUCAAUUAAGCAGAAAAUCACAAAGAAAAGAGUA
Molecule: messenger RNA, 638 nt
Organism: Drosophila suzukii
Lineage: Eukaryota; Metazoa; Arthropoda; Insecta; Diptera; Drosophilidae
Product: pupal cuticle protein Edg-91
Source: RefSeq, a predicted model, not a curated record